Molecule: messenger RNA, 2598 nt
Organism: Penicillium maclennaniae
Lineage: Eukaryota; Fungi; Ascomycota; Eurotiomycetes; Eurotiales; Aspergillaceae
Product: VAC14 family protein
Exons: 9
Coding region: 1-2598 (865 amino acids)
Biological process (GO): positive regulation of kinase activity; phosphatidylinositol biosynthetic process
Cellular component (GO): PAS complex; fungal-type vacuole membrane; endosome membrane
Source: RefSeq, a predicted model, not a curated record
AUGGAUCAAUCAAUCCAGCGAUUGCUUAACGACAAGCUCUACGAUAAGCGAAAGCAGGGAGCCUUGGAAGUAGAGAAAAUCGUUCGAGACGCCGUUUUCAAAGGAGAACACGAGAAGAUUCAAAGGAUCGUCGAACAGCUCUGCCACGACUAUGCCUACGCUGUACACCAACCUCACGCUCGAAACGGUGGCUUGAUUGGCCUCGCCGCUGCCUCUAUCGCCCUCGGAUCGGAGGGCGUUGCCACCCAUUUGAAGGAGAUCGUACCUCCAGUCCUGGCAUGCUUUUCGGACCAAGAUGCGCGAGUCCGGUACUAUGCUUGCGAGAGCAUGUACAACAUCGCGAAGGUGGCCAAGGGAGAGAUUUUGCCUUUCUUUAAUGAGAUAUUUGAUGCUUUGGCCAAACUAGCAUCCGACUCGGAGCUCUCAGUGAAGAACGGAGCGGAACUUCUGGACCGUUUGGUGAAAGACAUUGUUGCCGAAUCUGCAGCUUCGUAUGUGUCUGUACUGCAGCUUUCGGAGAAGGAUGACCCAACCGAGCUCGAUAAUGCGGAAUUACCUACAGCUUUUUCCCUUGGAAGAUUUAUCCUCCUUCUCAAGGACCGGAUUCAUGUGAUUCAGCCGUAUACUCGCAACUUCCUAGUCUCGUGGUUGACUUUGCUCGAUACUGUCCCUGACUUAGAGCUGGUGAGCUAUCUGCCUGAAUUCCUGGAAGGGCUGAUCAGGUUCCUCGGUGGUCCAGAUAGGGAUGUGAACGUUGCUACACAGGCACUUUUAGACCGAUUCUUGUCCGAGAUUAAAAGGAUCACCAGACUAAAGAAGGGAAUUGAGGAGAGUCGAAAGGGCCAGCGAAGCCGACGUUCUGCCACGAGCGAUACUGAGAGUCUCAGAACCGAACAGACUGCUGAUACAAAGGGCGAUGUUGCAAUUGAUGAUUCUGCCUCGGAGUCCCUCUCUGAUGAAGACAUGAACCAGGCUGAUGGCGACUGGAUUCCGGGGCAGGACGUUCAGAUCGACUUCCCGAAAAUUUUGGAUAUUCUGGUCAGCUUCGUUGACACGUCAUAUGAUGAGGAAAUGCAAUUAACGGCGCUCCGCUGGGUGGACGCGUUCUUCGACAUCAGCCCUGAAGAUAUUCUCCCAUUUGUCCCACGACUCUUGACUCAGGUGCUGCCGGCAAUGUCUAGUGGCUCAGAUUCGGUGCGACAAGCAGCAAACCGAGUCAACAAGUCCCUACUCGAAUACAUUUCGUAUCUUUCUGACGAUACAACCGAUGAAACAGCUUGGACAGCUUCUAAGGCGCCUUCCGCGGCACUCAGCAAAGACAGUAUUGACAGAAAAUCGGUUGACAUCCCCAAAGACUCAAGGCCAGCAACACCGCGUGGUAGUAUUAUGUCGACACCUGUUCAGCCGGCCGAUCUUGAUUACGCUGCAGCAGUCAGUUCGCUUACACUACAAUUCCUGAAUGAGAAUGAAGCCACCAGGGUAGCUGCACUUGGAUGGCUAAUCAUGUUACACCGGAAAGCUCCGCGGAAGGUGGUUGCUUUCAACGAUGGCACAUUCCCAGCUCUCUUGAAGACUCUAUCGGACCCUGCGGAGGCAGUUGUCCGACAGGACUUGGAGCUCUUGUCGCAAAUUUCGAGGUAUAGCGAAGACAAUUACUUUACUUCGUUCAUGGUGAAUCUGCUACAACUCUUCUCGACGGAUCGGCACUUGUUGGAAGUCCGCGGAAACUUGAUCAUCAGACAACUGUGUCUAAAGCUGAGUACGGACCGCAUCUAUCGGACUUUGGCAGACUGUCUCGAGAAGGAAGAAGACAUUGAGUUUGCAAGCAUCAUGGUGCAGAACUUGAAUAACAACCUUAUCACAGCACCUGAGCUGUCUGAUAUGAGGAAAAAGCUGAGGAACCCCAAUUCCACCGAAGGCCAAGCGCUCUUUGUUGCUCUGUUCCGGUCUUGGUGCCAUAAUGCCGUUUCUACUUUCUCUCUAUGUCUCCUUGCUCAGGCUUAUGAACAAGCUUACAAUCUGCUCCAAAUUUUCGCCGAGCUCGAAAUGACAGUCAACAUGCUUAUUCAGAUCGACAAACUGGUGCAGCUACUCGAAUCCCCUGUAUUCACCUACCUCCGACUACAACUCCUCGAACCUGAAAAAUAUCCCUACCUCUACAAAUGCCUUUACGGUGUCCUCAUGCUCCUCCCUCAGAGCUCUGCCUUCGCUGCACUCAAGAAUCGAUUGAACAGCGUUAGCAACAUUGGAUUCCUCUACGGUGGUCCUCGCAGUACCACUCAAACAGCACCGUCGUACGAACGCACUACCGGCACCCGCUUGAAGCGAGAAGACAGCAACAUCCGCUGGGUCGAACUUCUGGAAAAGUUCAAGAACGUGCAGGAACGUGCACGUCGGGCGCAAGCUGCACAGCGGCAUUCGCUCGACCCAACAGAUAAUCUUCAGAAUCCCUCCCUAACUGCCGCCCUCUCGGCUGCAACUACGGACCGUACCCGAGACCGAUCAGGUCUUCCCGAACGCACCCCGUGGAAUGGGAGGUCUCGGUGUCGGUGUGCCAGGCCCUUCUAUGGGAGCGGGUGGAAGUCGUGGGGCGUUUGA